AUGGCGCAGACAGCUACUCAGAUGCGGUUCAAGAACCCCGCCAUCUUUGUUUGCGACUUGCAAGAAAAGUUCCGCAACGCCAUCCACGAAUUUGACAAGGUCGUCACCACCACCGAGAAGCUCCUCGCCUUUGCCAAGGCCGCCUCCAUUCCCGUGCACGUCACCACGCAGACGGCCGCCAAGCUCGGCCCGACGGUGCCCAGCGUCGCCGCGCACCUGACCUCUACCCCCGUCGACAAGACCAAGUUCUCCAUGAUGGUGCCCGAGCUCGCUUCCAGUCUGGCGAGCAAGUCGCAGGUUGCGCUCGUCGGCAUCGAGUCGCACAUUUGCAUCACGCAGACGGCGCUGGACCUGCGUGACGCCGGCCACGCCGUCUACGUCGUCGCCGAUGGCGUCAGCAGCUGCAACCGCCAAGAGGUCGUCGUGGCGCUGGACCGCCUGCGCGCCGAGCCGGGCGUCACCGUCACGUCUAGCGAGAGCUGGAUGUACGAGUGCCUGGGCGACGCGUCGCACCCGGCGUUCAAGCCCCUCAUUGGCAUCGUCAAGGGCGCGGGGGACAAUACGAAAAAAGUCCUCGAGAGCCUGCCGCCAAUGCCCAAGAUUUAG
Messenger RNA from Akanthomyces muscarius, 606 nucleotides. RefSeq lists its product as uncharacterized. The record is from RefSeq and is a predicted model, not a curated record. The transcript has 4 exons. The coding region runs from base 1 to 606 and encodes 201 amino acids. Lineage: Eukaryota; Fungi; Ascomycota; Sordariomycetes; Hypocreales; Cordycipitaceae.